UCCAAAAGAGAGCCGAGCCCAUCUCAUCGCGGCGCCCCCUCACCACUUCACUCUGCAAAUCGCAAAAAAACACAAAUUCCAAUAAAAUGAAAAACGAAGACGAAAGAGUAGUAAUGGAAGAAGACGAUCAACAGAAAGCAUCAGAUCUAGUCCACGAGCUCGUCCUCCGCCUCCUCUCCCAAAACCCCCAAACCCCCGACCCCGAUCCCACCUCCCCAACCUUCCUCAAAACCCUCCGCUACGCCCACCGCAUCCUCCGCAGCCGCCUCACCCCCUCCGUCUCCCCCGACGCCGCCGCAAUCGCCGAGUCCCUCAAACGCCGCCUCGCCACUCACGGCAAAUCCUCCGACGCCCUCGCCUUCGCCGAUCUCUACGCCAAGUUCGCCUCCAAAACGGGCCCCGGCAGCGUCAACAACAAGUGGUCCCUCCUCUACCUCCUCAGAAUCGUCUCCGAGGAUCGUCACAAACUCGAUUCGUCGCUCCUGUUACCCAAUCUCAACGCCGCCGUUUCAUCAUCGUUAGGUAACAAGAAAACUAACGGAGUUCUGUUAGUUAGCAAAGAUCCCGAGAAUCUUCGUGACGUGGCGUUUAGAGAGUACGCGAAUCUAAUCAAAGAAGAGAACGAAGUCACCGAGGAGAUUCUAGUGAGAGAUGUGCUGUACGCUUGCCAAGGGAUCGAUGGGAAGUACGUUAAGUUCAACAGCGAGAUCGACGGUUACGCGGUGGUUGAUUACAUUAAUACCCCUCGAGCUACCAGGACUAUGGUUCGCACCCUCUCCGAGCUAGGCUGGUUGUUUAAAAAAGUCAAAAGUUUCAUAUCCGAGAGCAUGGAUGAAUCAACCGUUGGGACCGUUGGACAAGCCUUUUGCGCGGCGUUGCAGGACGAGUUAUCUGAUUACUACAAGCUGUUGGCUGUGUUAGAAGCUCAGGGGAUGAAUCCUAUCCCUUUGGUUUCUGAAUCUGCUGGCGGGAGUAGUAGUAGUUACCUUUCCUUGAGGAGGUUGUCUGUUUGGUUCGCGGAGCCGAAGGUGAAGAUGAGGCUGAUGGCGGUUUUGGUUGAUAAGUGUAGGGUGUUGAGAGGGGGAGCCAUGGCGGGGGCGAUUCAUCUUCACGCCCAGCAUGGUGAUCCGCUUGUUCAUGAUUUUAUGAUGAGUCUGCUGAGAUGCGUGUGUUCUCCGUUGUUCGAAAUGGUGAGGAGCUGGGUGCUGGAAGGGGAGCUGGAGGAUAGUUUCGGCGAGUUCUUUGUUGUUAGCCACCCGGUUAAAGUGGAUUUGCUUUGGAGGGAAGGGUAUAACCUUCACCAUGGGAUGCUCCCGUCCUUUAUCUCUCCGAGUUUAGCUCAGAGGAUUCUGAGGACGGGGAAGUCUAUAAACUUUCUUCGUGUCUGCUGCGACGACCACGGAUGGGCAGAUGCUGCUUCGGAAGCAGCAGCUGCCUCCGGGACGACGACGAGGAGAGGAGGGAUUGGGUAUGGGGAGACUGAUGCCCUUGAGCAUCUUGUCGCCGAGGCGGCGAAGAGAAUCGAUAAGCGUCUGUUGGAUGUUUUGUAUGAGAGGUAUAAGUUUAAGGAGCAUUGUCUAGCGAUUAAGCGUUAUCUACUGCUUGGUCAAGGUGACUUUGUGCAGUACUUGAUGGAUAUUGUGGGACCUAAGCUCUCUGAGCCGGCGAAUAAUAUUAGCUCCUUUGAGCUCGCUGGGUUUCUCGAAGCUGCGGUUCGGGCGUCUAACGCCCAGUACGAUGACCGCGACGUGCUAGAUAGACUGAAGGUGAAGAUGAUGCCACACGGCAGUGGAGACAGAGGCUGGGAUGUGUUCUCGUUGGAGUACGAGGCCAGGGCUCCGUUGGAUACUGUCUUUACAGAGUCUGUUCUGUCGAAGUACCUGAGAGUGUUUAAUUUCCUCUGGAGGUUGAAAAGGGUGGAGCACGCUCUCAUCGGAAUCUGGAAGACCAUGAAACCGAAUUGCAUCACUUCGAAUUCGUUCGUGAAGCUCCAGAGUUCGGUGAAGCUGCAGCUUCUCUCGGCGCUGAGGAGGUGCCAGGUUCUGUGGAAUGAGAUGAACCAUUUCGUUACCAACUUUCAGUAUUACAUCAUGUUCGAGGUGUUGGAGGUUUCGUGGUGUAACUUCGCGAAAGAGAUGGAAGCUGCUAAAGACCUCGACGAUCUUUUGGCAGCGCAUGAGAAGUAUCUGAACUCCAUCGUUGGAAAGUCUCUUCUUGGUGAAGAGUCUCAGACCAUCAGAAAAUCACUCUUUGUCCUCUUUGAGCUUAUAUUGAGGUUCAGGAGUCAUGCAGAUCGUUUGUAUGAAGGAAUCUACGAGCUCCAAAUAAGAACUAAAGAACCGGGACGAGAGAGAAACAAAACGCAAGACUCAUCAAGUUCAUGGAUGAGUGAGGGCAGAAAGGCUAUAACACAGCGAGCUGGAGAGUUUCUUCAAAGCAUGAGUCAAGACAUGGACAGUAUCGCAAAGGAGUACACAACCUCACUAGAUGCGUUCCUGUCUCUUUUGCCGCUCCAGCAAUCUGUAGAUCUCAAAUUCCUCUUCUUCCGGCUAGACUUCACUGAGUUCUACAGCCGGUUGCAUUCCAAAGGAAGAGAAAGUUGAGAAAAAGAAAAGAAUAAUCCGAGUUUUAGUUGCGAAACCAUAUUCCACAGUAGUGAGAGAAGAAGACAUGGUCUGCUCUGAGCCUCUGACUAACCGUUUGACUGCAGCAUGGACUUGCAGAGGAUUAUUUUUUCUUGAAUCUAGGUGCGUGGAAGAAUCUGUUUCUUAUUUUGUGAGACUGCCUUGUAGAUUGUUGUUUCCAAGGGUUUGAGAUUGGGGAAACAUAUUCUUUGUGUUGGUAAAAUGGGGAAGGUUUGUGUUUGAAUUUGAUCUGCAGCUUUUAGUUUUUUUUGUUUUUUUUUUUUUUCUCCAUGUGGUUUUCUGUAAAGCUCUAUUUGAGAGCUUUCUCUGAUUUGUAUGAUUUGCUUCAUGAAUCAUGAUUUGGUUUAUUGAUAUAAGAAUGAGUUAGUUGUUUGAUA
Messenger RNA from Brassica oleracea var. oleracea, 3022 nucleotides. Its product is annotated as gamma-tubulin complex component 3. Gene Ontology annotation, biological process: mitotic cell cycle; microtubule nucleation; cytoplasmic microtubule organization. NCBI's taxonomy places the organism in Eukaryota, Viridiplantae, Streptophyta, Magnoliopsida, Brassicales, Brassicaceae. Gene Ontology annotation, molecular function: gamma-tubulin binding; microtubule minus-end binding. The record is from RefSeq and is a predicted model, not a curated record. Gene Ontology annotation, cellular component: centrosome; spindle pole; equatorial microtubule organizing center. The transcript is spliced from 2 exons. Bases 87 to 2603 code for a protein of 838 amino acids.